Molecule: messenger RNA, 618 nt
Organism: Staurois parvus
Lineage: Eukaryota; Metazoa; Chordata; Amphibia; Anura; Ranidae
Source: the annotation of a GenBank genome assembly
GCCUUGCACGGGUGCCCCGGCUCCUCCCCCCCCCCCCCAGCCUUGCACGGGUGCCCCGGCUCCUCCCCCCCCCCCCAGCCUUGCACGGGUGCCCCGGCUCCCCCCCCCCCCCCAGCCUUGCACGGGUGCCCCGGCUCCUCACCCCCCCCCCCAGCCUUGCACGGGUGCCCCGGCUCCUCACCCCCCCCCAGCCUUGCACGGGUGCCCCGGCUCCUCACCCCCCCCCAGCCUUGCACGGGUGCCCCGGCUCCUCCCCCCCCCCAGCCUUGCACGGGUGCCCCGGCUCCUCCCCCCCAGCCUUGCACGGGUGCCCCGGCUCCUCCCCCCCCAGCCUUGCCCCGGCUCCUCCCCCCCCAGCCUUGCACGGGUGCCCCGGCUCCUCCCCCCCCAGCCUUGCACGGUGUCCCGGCUCCUCCCCUCCAGCCUUGCACAGGUGUCCCGGCUCCUCCCCUCCAGCCUUGCACAGGUGUCCCGGCUCCUCCCCUCCAGCCUUGCACAGGUGUCCCGGCUCCUCCCCUCCAGCCUUGCACAGGUGUACCGGCUCCUCCCCUUCAGUCUUGCACAGGUGUACCGGCUCCUCCCCUGCACUUUCCUCCCCAGUCUGACCGGCCCCUCCCC